Electrophorus electricus (electric eel) is the source of this 3462-nucleotide messenger RNA. It is a transcript of the gene smc6, whose product is annotated as structural maintenance of chromosomes 6. The record is from RefSeq and is a predicted model, not a curated record. Gene Ontology annotation, cellular component: Smc5-Smc6 complex; nucleus; site of double-strand break. Lineage: Eukaryota; Metazoa; Chordata; Actinopteri; Gymnotiformes; Gymnotidae. Gene Ontology annotation, biological process: double-strand break repair via homologous recombination. Gene Ontology annotation, molecular function: single-stranded DNA binding; damaged DNA binding; ATP hydrolysis activity.
CAGGAAGCCACAAUAAAGCUUAACAGUCCUUUUCCAGAUAGAGGGAAAUAAAAAGUCACCAUAUUUGUACAAUGAAUAAGAGGAAGUCCAAUGUACAGAAUGCUGCGAAACCCAGUAAAACCCGUAAGACAGAGGGCACAACACACGUGGAGGAUGAUGACGCUGACGACGAGGGGAGACUUCGUCAGGAUCAUUCGUCUUCUCCCUCCAACGCUGGGGAUAUUGGUGUAAUUGAAAGUAUCACUUUGAAGAAUUUCAUGAGUCAUCUUUUGCUGGGCCCUUUUCAGUUUGGACCAAAUGUGAACUUCAUUGUUGGAAACAAUGGAAGUGGGAAGAGUGCUAUCCUCACAGCUCUCAUUGUGGGUCUUGGUGGAAAAGCAACUACAACCAACCGAGGAGCAUCUUUGAAGAGUUUUGUAAAAUAUGGGGAGAGCUCUGCAGAAGUCACAGUAAAAUUGAAAAACAGAGGUAGUGAUGCAUAUAAAGGGGACAUAUACAGAGACUCCAUAUGCAUUGAGCAGAGAAUCACAAGUGAUGGCUGCAGGACAUGCAAAAUAAAAAGCAAAACUGGGCAAAUUAUAUCCACUAAGAAAGAGGAAUUAACUGCAAUAUUGGAUCAUUUUAAUAUACAGGUUGACAAUCCGGUCUCAAUCCUAAAUCAGGAAAUGAGUAAGCAGUUCCUGCAUUCAAAAAGUGAAGCUGAUAAAUACAAGUUUUUCAUGAAGGCUACUCUGCUUGAGCAGAUGAAGAGAGACUACAUUCACAUCAAGCAGACCAAAGCUGGCACCCGAGACCAAGUGGAGAAACAGGAGGAGUGUCUCAAAGAUCUCAGGCAGUUGUUUUUACAAAAGAAAGAAAAGUAUGAAAGUUUAUCUUUACUUGACAAUAUGAGGCAGAAUCUGGAAGAUUUGAAGAAAAUGAUGGUGUGGUGCCUGGUGAGAGAAAAAGAGUGGCAAGUUCAACAGUUGAAAGAACAAAUUGAAAAAGAACAGAGUGAUACCAGCCAUGAAGAUGAGCUUCUGCUCUAUCAGACCAAAGUUACUCUUGCUGAAAAGAGAUUGCAGGAUAUCCAGGAGAAAAUCGGAAAGGUGAAGGAAGAGGAGGAAUGUUUAGCAGAAGAGAGUCGCAAGAUGAAAGAAGAGAACAAGCUGAAGAGCAAAGCUCAGAAGAUCCAGGAAGUAGUGUAUUUCCGUGCAGAGAAUAAACUGAAACAAUUAGAAAAGGAACAGUGUCUUCUCCAAGAGAGAAUUCACAAGAUAAGUAACAGUAAUGGCAGAAGGAAUCACGAGGUGGAGCAUACACAGCAGCUUAAGAAAACAACUGCUCUGAAGAAACAGCUGGAAAAAUUUGAGAGUGAGUCUACAGCUCUCAAUCAGGAAAUAAAGGAGAAACAGCAGGCCCUCUUCAAAGGAAGGGAAGAAUACGACAAGCUAAGCAUGGAAGAAAAGAAUAUCCAGGUCUCUCUGGAGUCUAAACUUAAGAGAAAGAACCAGCUUCAAGCCAGUACCUCCAACAGACUGAGGCGUUUUGGGGAUCAUAUGCCGGAACUGUUGGAGUCUGUUGACAGAGCACAUGCCCAGGGGCGCUUCAUUAAGAAACCAGUGGGACCAAUAGGUGCAUGCAUCAACCUUAAGGAUCCAAGUUUAGCUGUGGCUGUGGAAAGUUGCUUGCGGAGUUUCAUGAAAACCUUUUGCUGUGACAAUUACAAGGAUGAAAAAGUCCUGCAGGAGCUUAUGUCCCAGCACUUUCCCAAAGGCAGCCGUCCCCAGAUCAUUGUGUGUCCAUUCACAGACCGUGUUUACAAUGUACAAAGCCGAGGUGUGCACCACCCAGACUUUCCAUCAGUUUUGGACACCCUCAUCAUUGAGAACCCUGUAAUAACUAACUGUCUUAUAGAUAUGAGGAACAUUGAAUGCAUUCUUAUCAUCAGAGAGAGCGCUGUUGCAAGGAGAAUCAUGCAAGGACAAAGGCCCCCCAGAAACUGCCGUGAGGCCUUCACAGCAGAGGGCGAUCAGAUAUAUACCAACCGCAAUUACACUCCCGAAAAAGAGGUCAUGGUGAAAUACCUUGGUGGGGAUCCACAGGCAGAAAUUCGGCUUGUUCAGACGGAGGUGGAGAAUCACCAGGCGCAGCUCUGCAGGUUCCAGCGCCACUUAAGCUCUGUAAAGCAGGACAUUCAGAGCAUGGAAGAGAAGUUACGCAGUGUUAUCAUAGCAUGCAAAAGAAAUCAGGAGAGUAUGACUCGGGUAAAAGCAUCUAUAACAGAACUGGAGAACAUCGAGGAGUCACAGGAGGAAGACGUCAGUUCCCUGGAAGAAGACGCUCAAGAAAAUGAACAGAAAAUCGAGUUGGAGAGAAAAAAUGUAAAGGAGGCACAGAGUGAACUGGAAAGGCACAAUAAUGCUCUCACAGAAAUUGAGCGGAAACACCAGUAUGUGAGAAACAAAAUUGAUCAACUUUUAGAUGAAACGGAGCAGUUAAAGGAGGAGCAGGUGAAAGCUGAAGCUGAGAGCAGUAAAUUCAGUCGAAGCCUUAGGAUUCUGGAAAAUAAGCUCAAGGCACAUCAGGACAAUAUUGAGGCCAUGAAAGCUGAACAUGACCAGAAAGAAGAGGAGAAACAGGACAUUGAAGCGAAAGCCAGAGAAAUCUGCCCUGUCCCACAGAGACCAGAACGGAGCGCCAAGAGCCUGGACGCAGAGAUAACACAUCUGCGACAGAAGAUCCGCUCACAGGAGAGCAGCCAUGGCAACCAGGAGCAAGUGAUCAGGGAGUAUGCAGAGGCUCAUAGUAAUUACAAAAGCAAGUCCAGCCAGCUGAGAGAUCUGAAGAAGUUUAUUGAUCGUCUGGACAACAUCAUGACUGACAGGCAGGCUCGUUAUAAAACACUGCGAAGAUCCCUGUCUGUGAGAUGCAAGUGGUACUUCAUCAACUUUCUUUUCAAGCUGCACUGCUGUGGGUCAAUGAUGUUUGAUCACAACAAUGAAACACUCUCAAUAUCAGUGAAACCACCAGGUCAAGAGAAUGACAACAUCAGUGACAUGCGAUCUCUGUCUGGUGGAGAACGCUCCUUUUCCACAGUGUGCUUCAUCCUGUCCCUGUGGGAGAUCACAGAGUCACCUUUUAGGUGCCUGGAUGAGUUUGAUGUCUAUAUGGACAUGCACAAUCGUAGGAUCUCCUUAGACCUACUUCUCGAGCUCUCUGAGCGCCAGUAUUUGCGUCAGUUCAUCUUCAUCACACCUCAGACCACCAGCAGUCUUCCCAAAAGUCCUCAUAUUAAAGUACACCAGCUUCAAGAUCCAGAGAGAGAGACAGAGGAGGAAGUUUUGCUAUAGGACCCUGUCAAAAGGAGUUUGUUUUUGGUUUUUGUAUAUAUUACAUUUGUUUGUAUUACUAGUUGUGGAGCUGCUCCAUAGAACCAUUUCUUAAAACUCAGCAACUAUUAUUAAACCAAAGUUUAUGAAA